This is a messenger RNA of Corticium candelabrum, 3011 nucleotides long. Its product is annotated as telomere length regulation protein TEL2 homolog. The record is from RefSeq and is a predicted model, not a curated record. Gene Ontology annotation, cellular component: cytosol. Gene Ontology annotation, molecular function: Hsp90 protein binding; telomeric repeat DNA binding. Bases 8 to 2503 code for a protein of 831 amino acids. The transcript is spliced from 21 exons. Gene Ontology annotation, biological process: telomere maintenance via telomerase; protein stabilization. Lineage: Eukaryota; Metazoa; Porifera; Homoscleromorpha; Homosclerophorida; Plakinidae.
UGUGACCAUGUCGUUAGUGAAAACGGAAGUUCUCUGUCUGCUCAAAGACGUCAAAAAUCAGAUAGAACGGGCAAAGGAGAUUGAACAGACAGUAGAAAGCUUGACAUAUUUACACGAUCAUAUAGAAACAAACGAGGCGAUUUCGCGCCAGUUUUCUGGAAGACUUUACAUUGAAUUUUGCGAAUAUCUCAUCAGAGAUGUGACUGCAAGGUGGACGGACGAGUCGUACAGGAAGCUUCAAGACUGCCUUGCUGUUUUCUUUAUGCGUGGUCCGGCCGAGGACUCGUUCUUGGUUCUAACGAAGUCACUUUCAUCAGACAGUCACACGACUGCAGUAAAAACAGCACUUGGAUUGCUGGAGAGCUGGCUGUCUAGGGGAAGAAUGAGUGAGUUGAUCAAAGGGAAGACGUCGUUGGUAGUAGAUGGGAAUGAGAAGAGAAAUUUGCAGAGAAAUUUGUCAGGAUUCGAUGAAAAAUUGAUGUCAAGGCUAGUAGCACUACCAGAUAUAGCGGCCAAUCAAGUAAACAUACAAGAAAGGUCUCAGUUGAGUUGUGCAAAAUACUACAAACUACUAGCUGAAUCUAUACUGGAUGUCCUUCGGUUUACAUAUGAGAACAUGAAAGAUGGUCAUGAUUGCAGUCUGGUAUUUGCAAAUGCUGUGUUUGGGAAGGCAUGUUUGCAAGGCCAUUCAAAUGCUAUGAUGACUGUUCUACUACCUUCCUUCGCUUCAUUUGCCCAGUCAGAUCCUUUAUGGCGGCGCAUUUGUCAAAGAUUUCUUACAGUUGGACCCGACUGCUACAUAGAGAGCAUCAUUACUUCAUUGCUUACGAAGAUUAACCCAUCGUUUGGUGAGGAGUGUCUCGUGUCUCAUCUAGUAGGAGAUGUCGUUCUAACUAGCAGCAAAGUAAAGUUUCUAUUGACUCAUAAACUUAUUCUGACUCAAUUUUAUUCAAAGGUUUCUGUUCUUCUCAACAUUAUUUUCUACUUGGCUGGAUCAGACACUAGGAGGCAGUUGAUGAUUGAAACCCUCAUGAAGGUAAUUGAUGUAUGGGGUGAUGCCAGUGCUCUCAAUCAUUCAUCCUAUGAGCAGCACUUUUAUAUUACACAAGCAGUUCACAUUUUGACAAGGUGUUUAACAAAGGACAAUGUAGAAGAGCAUGGUCAAGCCUUGUUGUUGAAGCUUAUUCAUGGAGUUCAUUCUCACCUCAAAUGCUCUGUGGAGAAAGUGCGUCGUCUAGGUUUAGUAGCAGGAGAGUGUCUUACUAAACUACUGGAUUCUUCAGGAAAGAAAUUAGAGUUUGAAUAUGAAGUUGAUGAUGAUGUUAUGCUGUUGAAACUACUGUGUGGCUCAUUUGAAGACAUGAAGAAGUACUUAGCCAGUACUGAUGAGGUUUCAAGUGUGGAGAAAGACCAGGAGAAGCAAAUGAAGCCAGGUGUAGAAUUGCCUGUGGAUAUGAAACCAGCUAAUGGUGACAGUGAUGAUGACUCUGAUGAUGGUUUGCAGCCAUAUGCCUUACCUGAUGAAAGUCAUGAUUUCCAGAGGAAGGGACCUGUCUAUCUUAGAGAUGUGGUGACUGGAUUGCUUUGCCAAGAUGAUCGAGAUCGCACUGAGGCAUCUCUCUUGGUAGCUGAAAAAGUCAUUCGCUCUCAGCCAGACAACCUUGAUGAGGUUGCUGUGGAGUUGGUCAAGAUAUUACUUCAUAUGCAAGACACAUACUCCUUAGAUGGGUUCUUCCUUCUCAGACACAAUGCAAUGGUUGCAGCAACUGUUCUUUGUCCUCGGCAGGUUGUACCUUAUCUGACAAAACAGUUUUAUGAAAGAAACUUCAACUUGAGGCAACGGUUGGACAUGUUGGAGGUUUUAUCUUCAGCUGCUACAGAGCUGUCUAUUCCAAACAAAAGUAGUAAUCAAGAGCAAGCGCACAAUGUUGUGCCACUUAUUAGAGAACUUCACAAGGAAUCGUCUGUGAGCAGAAAUUGGCAGGAAAUCAUCAGAGAAAGAGUAGAGGCUAAAACUAGGAGAUUUGUCAAGGGACCAUCUACAUCUUUACCUCAACCUGUUCCCAAUCGAUUUGGUCCUGUUGCUGGUCUCUUCUUUUUUCCCCUUAUGGAAAAAUAUGACAGUUGCUGUGCUACCAUUGAUAUGAUGGGUGAAGAUCACUUGAUGUUAGGACGGCUUAUCUCUACACUGGCGGUUAUCAUGCAUGCUUCUGCCAAUACACCAGCAGCUAGACAAAUGGCGAUUGCACUGAUGGAAUUUGUGUUUGCUAUUCGUUACCAUUCAGAGAGAUAUGUUCGACAAGCAUUGUUGUAUGCCAUAUGUAUGGUCUUGUGCAGUCUCCCUCCUGCUGUUCUGCUGUCAGACUUGCAGUCUGAACUAGUUGAGACUCAUGCAUGGUUAGAAGAUGUGUUAAGCCAUGAUCCAGAUGCAAAGAGUCAAGAGUUAGCUCUACAGACAACGGUAUUGCUUGAAAGUAUUCUGAAGGAAUCCAUCAGUCAGUGAAAUCAACUGCUGUGAAUGUGCAAUCAGAAUUAUCAUAAUUACUACAAAACUUUGUAAAAAGAAGUGUGAAACAGGAUCAGACUAAGAGCUCCUUGUUUUCUUGUGCUUGAGCAUGGCUCUUCAUGUCAACACAGGUGGCUGAAAUUGAACUGAUGAAUUGAGUUUUGUGGAAGUCCAUGAUGCUAUUAUUGCAGCCGUAACUGGUCACACUUCAGGCUCUGUAAUUGCUUUCAAAUUACUGGUUUGUAUAAUUAUGUAGAUAACCUAACAGUGUGUACUCUGUUAUGCAUGUAUAACAGUACAGGAAUUUCUUAAAGUACCUGAAAAAUUGAUCUUGUCUGUAAUGUCUAUUAAUUAAUAUCAAUUCUAAACUCGCUUGUGUUUAGAUUAUUACUCUGCAUUGGUUACCUAGUCAGUUAGUAUUGUAGAGAAGGGCAGUGUUUACAUCAAUAGAGAUGGAUAUCAAGGCGACCUCACACUGGAUACUGAUCUUACCAGUAACAGCUAA